AUGGCUGAUUUCUCCCAAUACACCGGUCCUAGCGAGGAGUGGCUGGCGUUGGAAGCAACCCUGCCAGCGCUUCCGGAUUUCGCCUCCUUGGAAGCCCUCAAAGCCGAAGCCAAUGCGGGGCGUGAAGCCAUCGCUGCGAAGGCCCUGGUCGCGGAGGGUCUCCAAUCACAGGUCGCUUUCCGAGACUAUUCCAUCCCUGCUCGCGACGGGACAGCCCUCGAGGCCAGAACAUACCGUCCGGCCUCUCUGCCUUCUUCCCAGCCUCUCCCCGUGUAUAUCCACCUCCACGGCGGUGGAUUUCUAAUGGGGACCCUUGCAUCGGAAGACGCAAUUUGCUCGCGUAUUGUCUUCGGCCUGGUCGCUGAAUCAACCCCGGUGGUCGUAGUCAACGUCAACUACCGUCACACCCCGGAGCACAAAUACCCGAUUCCCUGGAACGACGUCGAAGAUGCCUUCCACUGGGUCCACGACUAUCUUGUGGAGAUUGGCGGCGACGGAGAUCAAGUCGUCGUCGGUGGCAUAUCGGCUGGUGCCAAUUUAACCGCCUCGUUGGUGUUGGCGCAGAAUAUGGGGACUGACGAGGCCUUGGCCAAGCGACCAAAGAUAAAGGGUCAAGUGUUGAUGAUCCCGGUAUUAGUGACGCGGAAUUGUUACGCGAAACACCUUGCGAGGCUGAAAGAUCCACAAGUGUCGAGCUACGUGCAAAAUGAACAUGCCCCGAUUCUACCAGUCACUCGAGUGGACUUCUUCACUGGACUCUUGGGAUCCCCUGAGGUCGACACAGACCCGCGGUUGAACCCGGGUAAUGCGACGGCCAAACAAGUACAGGGAUUGCCACCGACCACGUUUGGUAUUGCAGGCAGAGAUCCGUUGAGGGACGAGGGGCUCUUGUAUGCGAUGUUACUUAGUGAAAAUGGUGUCCCCACGGAUGUCAAUGUCUUCACUGGGCUGCCGCAUGGGUUUAGAAGACACGGUACUCUUUCUGAAAGUAAACGAUGGGACGCAGUGAUAAACUGGGGAAUCAAGUGGGCCUUGAGUGGUCCUACUGGCACUGGGUCGUUUGAGAUCAAGGAUAAAUGA
Molecule: messenger RNA, 1080 nt
Organism: Aspergillus affinis
Lineage: Eukaryota; Fungi; Ascomycota; Eurotiomycetes; Eurotiales; Aspergillaceae
Product: putative lipase/esterase
Exons: 3
Coding region: 1-1080 (359 amino acids)
Molecular function (GO): hydrolase activity
Source: RefSeq, a predicted model, not a curated record